ACCCCUCUCAUUCCGAUCCGAAACCCUCCUGGCGUUGCUUCCGAAUAAAACAGUAAGUAAAUAAUUGAACGCAAGCUAAAGCACCAUGGGGAACUUCAAAGGUCACGCCCUCCCGGGCAGUUUCUUCCUCCUCUUUGGCUUGUGGUGGUCGGUGAAAUACCCCAUGAGGUACCUCUGCAGAAAGAAUAAACACGUUUGCUACUUAGCGUCAAACUCAGGGUAUCGGCGUUUGGAAAUCAUUGAGGGGAUUGUGAAAGCUGCCUUUGCACUGAUAGGUAUGACAGCUGAGCAAUUUGUCCCUGAUGGACCUCACCUGAAGUUAUAUAACCAUGAAGCAAAGCAGUGGGACCACCUGAUGAACUGGCAGCACUCAACCAUGUACCUCUUCUAUGGUAUCUCAGGGAUUGUGGACAUCAUUGUCCAUAUUACACCUGCAGUGCCGUUGGCUAUGGACAGGCUCAUGCUUGCCAUUGCAAUCUUCAUUGAAGGAUUCCUGUUUUAUUACCACGUCCAUGGCCGGGAAAUGCUCGACAUCCACGUGCACAUCCUGCUGCUGGUCGCUGUGUUCGGUGCUUCCAUUGGAUCCUUUCUCGAAAUCUUUUUCCGUGGGAACAUAUUGCUGGAGCUCUUCAGGGCCAGUCUCUGUAUCCUGCAGGGCAGCUGGUUCUGGCAGAUCGGGUUCGUUCUGUAUCCUCCCAGCGGGAAUUCCGAAUGGGACCAGAAGAGUCACAACAACAUGAUGUUUAUCACCAUGUGUUACUGCUGGCAUUACGCCUUCUCCCUUCUCAUUGUGGCUAUUAACUUCGCGAUUGUCAGCUGGGUGGUUCGUACGAAGUUGAAACCAGAUGAUCCACUGGAGAUGGGACUGCUGAAAUCAUCAGAUAGGGAGCUAGACUCUGAGGAUGAAAUCUAACUGAACAGAUCUUAUGGCUUACAACUAAUGUGUCUUCUACAUUACUAGAAUUCAAUGUGUUGAGAGUUUAUAAUGUUGAACCCCUUCGCUGGCACAGACAUAUUCAGGGUGAGGGUAAAGUGUAUAAGAUACUAUCUGUGCUUCUAACAGGCUGUUAUAGUCUCAUAGUACAUUUCUGCUUGUACAGUAUUACUAUUGUGUCAAAUCAAUGUUUAACACUUGGCUGAAAUUCUGUGAAUGAAAUGCAUCUAGAAUCAUACAUGUUUUAAAAGCUAAAGCAGCACUUUGAAUAACUUUUUUUCACAGCAGUCAAAACUCUACUGUAAAAGGGAGGUUGUGCAAAUUACUCAUCACCGAUGAAAGGGUUAAUGCAACCUUUGGCAUUGAUAGCAUCCCCAUCACUUCUUGUCUUUUAAAGCUAACGGGUGGAGAUGAUCUGGGCCAAUAGAAAAUUGUGGAAAUAUUUGCCCCCAAAUUGCUGACUUUUGUGGAGAAAUUUGACAGGUUAGGGGGAAAAUUGCUGAGGAUUGAUCGGUGCUAUUGAGAGAUGCAUUUUGUGGAAAGAACCCGGAUUAAAACUAAAAGGCAUACAUUUCCUGAACAUGUCGCUUUGUUUAAAAUACCAAAAGUGUUAAUUUGAAUAGAACAGCGCUUACCAAGAAUUUGUCGCAGGAGCUCAGCUUAGACCGGACACCAAGCAAACAGACAGUGGUAAUGUCAUGCGGCUGCUGUUUCUAUCACGGUUCACUCACUAGCGGGCGAAAAUGAUUUCCCGCUCGUUUGUAGCAGAUUCCGCGGAAAAAGCGCAGACGCAUUUUUCUAUUGGCCCAGGAGAUGACCGAGACCUGACUAGAACUAAGGUGAUGUCAACUGCAUGUUGGUCAGCCAGGUGUCUUGAUAGGUGCGGAAACCCUUCACCGUGUUUAUU
Messenger RNA from Callorhinchus milii (elephant shark), 1841 nucleotides. RefSeq names its product transmembrane protein 45B. The record is from RefSeq and is a predicted model, not a curated record. The transcript has 6 exons. NCBI's taxonomy places the organism in Eukaryota, Metazoa, Chordata, Chondrichthyes, Chimaeriformes, Callorhinchidae. The coding region runs from base 86 to 913 and encodes 275 amino acids.